AUAGCACUGCUUUUAAAUUCUGUGACAACUUUUAUGUAAUUAGAUUCAGAGACUGAAUUUCCAGCAAUAAGUUUUAGAUAAUAGUCACCUGACUCGUCGGGUUUAAAGAUUCUUACUUUCUUGAGCCAGUGGUCUAAAUAUUUCUGCAUCGUUUGAACUAUCCAUAGACUCUUUGGCCAUACCACAUCCUGUCGAGCUAAAGAGAGCUUCAACAUGGUUGCCACAGCGCAGUCACACAGCCUCAUGUAGAAGAGAGUUAAGACUCCGUGUAUAAGGUAACGAGUAAGUAGGACUUCUUCGGGCAGUCAGAGGUGAGUGAGCAGUCAUGGCAGACCUGGUGCAAGGCUUGCCAUAUUUCUAUGGUAACAUCACUAGAGAAGAAGCUGAGGACUACCUGAGGCAAGCAGGCAUGAGCAACGGCCUCUACCUGCUCCGUCAGAGCCGCAACUACCUGGGUGGCUUUGCACUGUCUGUGGCCUACAGCCAUCAGUGCUACCACUACACCAUCGAAAGGGAGAUGAACGACACAUACGCCAUAGCAGGUGGAAAAUCCCACCGCAGUCCAGUGGACGUGGUCGAGUACCAUGCGCAGGAGUCUGACGGCCUGGUUUGUCUGCUGAAAAAGCCCUGCAAUCGGCCCCGUGGCGUCGAACCCAAGGUGGGGGCUUUCGAGGAUCUGAAGGAGAAGCUCAUCAGGCAGUACGUGCAGCAGACAUGGAAACUGAAGGGUCACUCACUGGAGCAGGCUAUCAUCAGUCAGAGGCCUCAGUUGGAGAAGCUGAUUGCCACCACAGCACACGAGAAGAUGCCCUGGUUUCACGGGACCAUAUCCCGGGAAGACUCAGAGCCACGUUUACUCAAUAACCGUCCCACCAAUGGCAAGUUUCUAAUUCGUCAGCGAGAUAACAAUGGCUCCUACGCACUCUGUCUCCUCCACAAUGGCCAAGUCAUGCACUAUCGCAUUGACAGGGACAAAGCUGGCAAACUCUCCAUUCCUGAUGGGAAAAAGUUUGACACACUUUGGCAGCUGGUGGAGCAUUAUUCAUACAAACCUGAUGGCCUGCUCCGGGUGCUGACUGAUCCCUGUCCACGACCCGAAGGGCCACCUGAACUUCCUGGAAACCAUCCAGAUCUGGGUGGCACAAGUGGAAUUCUCUCCAGAUUCAGAUCCGCUUCCUUCCCCAAACCUGGUCUCAAAAAGACAGCGUUAAAGAGGUGUAAAGAAAAGAUCUUAGAUGUUUGCCCUAGUAAGCUUACGUCAUACAUUCGCAAAAGUCAUGAGACGGAUAAUCAUUACGCUCCGAGGGCAACAGUACCUACCACAGAGGAUUUACCCAUGAGCACUGAGGUGUAUGAGAGUCCAUAUGCUGACCCUGAUGAACUACGCUCAACCACAGUGGACCGAAAAAACUUGAUCCUGGAGGAUGGAGAGCUUGGCUCAGGCAAUUUUGGCACAGUUCUUAGGGGCACCUACCAGAUGAGGAAAAUACAAAAACAGGUAGCAGUAAAGAUCCUGAAAAAUGAUGAUAACAAUGCUGCAGUAAGAGAUGAAAUGCUUCGCGAGGCUGAAGUCAUGCAGCAGCUGGACAACCCCUACAUAGUGCGUAUGAUUGGCAUCUGUGACGCCGAGAACCUCAUGUUAGUCAUGGAGCUGGCUGAGCUCGGACCUCUGAACAAAUACCUGCAAAAGAACAGACUUGCAAUUAAAAACGUCACUGAGCUUGUGCAUCAGGUCUCUAUGGGGAUGAAGUACCUGGAGGAGCAUAACUUUGUUCACAGAGACCUGGCAGCCCGCAACGUGCUGCUAGUCACACAGCACUAUGCAAAAAUCAGCGACUUUGGCCUGUCCAAAGCCCUCACCAGUGAGCAUGAUUAUUACGAGUCUAAAGGUCAUGGGAAGUGGCCUGUGAAAUGGUAUGCACCUGAAUGUAUGAACUUCUUCAAGUUCUCCUGUAAGAGUGACGUGUGGAGCUUCGGGGUGCUGAUGUGGGAGGCUUAUUCAUAUGGACAGAAGCCAUACAAGGGGAUGAAGGGAAAUGAGGUCAUCCAGAUGAUUGAGAGCGGUGAGAGGAUGGCCGCUCCACUCAACUGCCCAUCUGAGAUGUACAACCUCAUGCUGAAAUGCUGGACAUACAAGGCGGAUGAGAGGCCAGGUUUUUUGGUAGUGGAGCCCAGGCUGAGAGACUACUACUAUGACAUUUCUCAGUGACCAGCUGGAAGAAAACUGAAUGACGAUUCUUUCCCCAGGAGCUGUUUGUACAUGGUUUUAAGGAUUGGCCACAGUGAUUUAUUUUACAUUAUUUACCUGCAUCCUUAUUCAAAUCUUCUUUUUCUUUUUCUUUUUUUUUUUUUGCAAGCCUAAGUUAUGAUCAACGAGAGACUGACUGUCUUGGUCAUUUUUCUACACGUCUACAGACCUGACCAUUGACAAUAAGCCGAGUAGCAAAUUCAAUUUUCACUUCACUGUUACUGCAUUUUUUUUAUCACAUUACUAUUUUCUAUAUUAUUCUAUUUUAUUUAAACAUUACCCUGUUUUACCAGUUUCAUUAGAAGCAUUUUAACAAAAAAUAACCUUUUUAGGAACAUUGGAAUGACCUUUCACUGUUAUUCUAUAUGAUAGUAAGUGUGCUUGGGCUCUGGUGCAACUUCUGAGCUCCCAAACAGGUGAAUGCACCGAGCCAACGCUUCACGAAGGAUUUUUGUUUUACUUGUUGUCCCCCAGCCCUAAAACCUUCAGAUGUCCUCCCACUCACCUUUUGUGGCACAACUGCUAAACUACUGUAAAGAUGAUGUGCAUAAGGUAUAAUAUAAGCAUGCUAAGACUUAGGAAUGUGAUGCCAUGACAGAGUGUCCACUAUUUUGCCAGAGUAUGUUAGUCAGAUAGCCGGCCCAGCCGAGUUAAUACAAACUGAGAGCUAUGAGAGUUCGAGUUGUUAUGGUAGGACGCUAUUGUUCUUUGAUAAAGAGGCAAUAUAUGUAAUGAAUAAAACACAACAGGAAUUCUUGUUAUAGUACAAUAAUCAGCGACAGUGUGAUGACGAUUGUUUUUCUUUAACAGCAUGUCUCCAAGUGCUUUUAUUCUAACAAUGCCAACAAUUACAUUUUCAUCUUUUAAAAAACAUCAUAUUUUGUAUGUGUUUAUCAUUACAUUUAAUGUUAUCCAUGAAACCAGUUGGUUCUGAGUGUUAUAAAGCGCUGAUGGAGAUUCAUUCCACUGCUAAAUAAAUCAAUAUUUUAAUUUUAAA
Molecule: messenger RNA, 3245 nt
Organism: Hemibagrus wyckioides
Lineage: Eukaryota; Metazoa; Chordata; Actinopteri; Siluriformes; Bagridae
Gene: syk
Product: spleen tyrosine kinase
Exons: 15
Coding region: 326-2209 (627 amino acids)
Biological process (GO): innate immune response; macrophage activation involved in immune response; positive regulation of cell adhesion mediated by integrin
Cellular component (GO): cytoplasm; extrinsic component of cytoplasmic side of plasma membrane
Molecular function (GO): non-membrane spanning protein tyrosine kinase activity; ATP binding; signaling receptor binding
Source: RefSeq, a predicted model, not a curated record